AUGAAGGCGGCUAGGGCCAAGACGCCGCGGAGGCCGGCGCUGAAGAAGCCGCCCGCCCCCGGGCCCAAGGAUCCCGUGGGGGUGUACUGCAGGGUGCGGCCGCUCAGCCGCCAGGACCAGGAGUGCUGCAUCGAGGUGAUCAACGAGACCACGGUGCAGAUCCACCCGCCCGACGGGUACAGGGUGUUCCGCAACGGGGAGUACCGGGAGACGCAGUAUUCGUUCAAAGAGGUGUUUGGCACCCUCGUUGUUCAGAAGGACGUUUUUGAUGUGGUGGCUAAACCUCUAGUGGAAGAUCUCAUUCGUGGGAAAAAUGGUCUCCUUUUUACCUACGGGGUGACAGGCAGUGGGAAAACGCACACCAUGACAGGAUCUCCUGGUGACGGAGGACUUCUCCCACGGUGUUUGGAUAUGAUCUUCAACAGCAUAGGACCCUUCCAGGCCAAGCGAUUUGUUUUUAAGCUUGAUGACAAGAAUGGUGUGGAUGUUCAGUGCGAAGUAGAUGCUCUAUUAGAGCGACAGAAAAGAGAUGCCAUGCCUGUUCCCAAAACUCCAUCUGGCAAGCGACAAAUGGACCCGGAAUUUGCUGAUAUGAUAAACGUGCAAGAUCACUGCAAAGUGGACGAAGUUGAUGAAGACAAUGUCUACAGUGUUUUUGUUUCUUAUAUCGAGAUCUACAACAACUACAUAUAUGACCUCCUGGAGGAAGCUCCCUUUGAGCUGAUAAAACCAAAGUGGAACAAUUGCAACACUCCUGUGCGAAAUGGUGACUUUAUACCUCCACAAUCCAAAAUACUUCGUGAGGACCAGAAUCACAAUAUGUAUGUCACAGGAUGCACAGAAGUAGAGGUGAAAUCUACAGAAGAAGCUUUUGAAGUGUUUUGGAAAGGUCAAAAGAAGAGGCGUAUUGCAAACACUCAGCUGAAUCGAGAAUCUAGCCGAUCUCACAGUGUUUUUAUAAUAAAGUUGGCUCAGGCACCCCUGGAUGCAGACGGAGAUAAUGUGCUACAGGAGAAAGAACAAAUCACUUUAAGCCAGCUGUCCUUAGUUGAUCUCGCUGGAAGUGAAAGGACUAAUAGAACAAAAGCUGAAGGGAACAGGUUGCGAGAAGCAGGUAAUAUUAAUCAGUCACUAAUGACAUUAAGAACAUGUAUUGAAGUUCUACGGGAAAACCAGAUGUAUGGAACAAAUAAGAUGGUUCCAUACAGAGAUUCCAAGCUGACUCAUCUCUUCAAGAACUAUUUUGAUGGUGAAGGAAAAGUGCGUAUGAUUGUAUGCGUUAAUCCUAAAGCUGAGGACUACGAAGAAAGCUUGCAAGUCAUGCGUUUUGCAGAAAUGACUCAGGAAGUUGAAGUGGCAAGACCUGUUGAUAGACCUCUGUGCGGCCUAACACCAGGGCGGCGCUUUAGGAAUCAGGCCUUCAGAGAAGAACUCGCGCGGAAGUUGGAGAUGCGGGGUGGCCCAGUCAAUGGAGAGCAAUCUGCUUCUGAGAUAUUUUUGCAGAACUUUCCUCCAUUGCCUUCAUGUGAGCUAUUGGAUCCUAAUGAUGAUCAAACACUUCCAAAGCUUAUUGAAGUCCUGGAAAAACGCCAUAAACUACGACAAAUGUUGUCAGAAGAAUUUGCCAAAAAUGUGCUUGCGUUUAAGACUACGCUGCAAGAAUUUGAUUCCAGUGUUAUAUCCAAGGAAAACUAUAUUCAAGGAAAAUUGUCUGAAAAAGAGAAAACAAUAGCAGGACAGAAAAUGGAGCUAGAACGUCUGGAGAAGAAAAUUAAAACUUUGGAAUACAAGAUUGAAAUUUUAGAGAAAACUGCUACAAUUUAUGAAGAAGACAAGCGUAAUCUUCAACAAGAACUAGAAAGCAAGAGCCAGAAACUGCAGCGUCAGGCUUCCGACAAGCGUAGGUUGGAGGCACGACUGCAAGGCAUGGUGGCAGAAACGACCAUGAAAUGGGAGAAGGAGUGUGAGCGUCGUGUAGCAGCAAAGCAGCUGGAAAUGCAGAACAAACUUUGGGUCAAAGAUGAAAAACUGAAGCAACUGAAGGCCAUUGUUACUGAACCAAAGAAUGAAAAGCCAGAGAGGCCUUCACGGGAGAGAGACAGAGAGAAGCCUGUCCAGAGAUCAGUGUCUCCUUCACCAGUACCUCCUUCUAGUAAUUUAAAUACUCAAGUCCCUAGCAGCCAGCGGCUCGUGAGCAACCCCCAGGUGCACAGACGUUCUAAUUCUUGUAGCAGCAUUUCUGUGGCUUCCUGUGUUAUGGAAUGGGAGCAGAAAACCCCUUCGCACAAGCAUACCGGUGGCACUUCUAAUGCAAGGAGUAGACAACAAGAACCAGAACAAAGUAGAGACUAUAACACCUCAGACAGAAGGCGAGGGAUGUGCUGGACUGGAGUCAUUGAGGUUCCCAGGCGUAGAGAUGAGCUAGAAAUAGAAGAGGAUCAAUGCUGCAGGAUGUUUCCUGCGUGCUGAUUUCUUCUGAUUCUCUUCCACUCUGAUCAGAACGCACCUCCGGUUCGUCUCAGACACAGACGGUCGCGCUCAGCUGGGGAGAGAUGGGUAGAUCAUAAGCCACCUUCUAAUCUGCCCACUGACACGGUCAUGCAGCCGCACGUCCCUCAUGCCAUCACGGUAGCGGCUGCAAGCGAAAAGGCACUAGCUAAGUGUGACAAGUAUAUGCUGACGCACCAGGAGCUAGCCUCUGAUGGGGAGAUUGAAACAAAACUAAUUAAGGGUGAUGUCUUCAAAACCAGGGGUGGUGGACAGGCUGUGCAGUUCACAGAGAUAGAGACUCUGAAGCAGGAAUCUCCAACAGGUCGAAAGCGGAGAUCAUCACCUUCCAAUCCUGAUCCACCAGAGGAUGCUGCAGACUCUGAAUGGACUGAUGUGGAAACCAGAUGUUCCGUCGCAGUGGAGAUGAGGGCAGGGUCUGCCCUUGGACCUGGGUAUCAGCAUCAUGCUCAGCCCAAGCGAAGAAAGCCAUGAACGUAACGUACUGCUGCGUUGGAGUCCUGUUGAUUUUAUCAGACUGAUGCUAUCUGCUGCCAGUGAUAAACUAACCGGUUUGUUAUCACUGCAGGCUUCUAUUU
This is a messenger RNA of Cygnus atratus (black swan), 3086 nucleotides long. It is a transcript of the gene KIF23, whose product is annotated as kinesin family member 23. Gene Ontology annotation, molecular function: ATP binding; microtubule binding; ATP hydrolysis activity. Gene Ontology annotation, cellular component: kinesin complex; microtubule; nucleus. Gene Ontology annotation, biological process: microtubule-based movement. The record is from RefSeq and is a predicted model, not a curated record. The transcript has 24 exons. NCBI's taxonomy places the organism in Eukaryota, Metazoa, Chordata, Aves, Anseriformes, Anatidae.